Messenger RNA from Funneliformis geosporum, 1098 nucleotides. The record is from the annotation of a GenBank genome assembly. Lineage: Eukaryota; Fungi; Glomeromycota; Glomeromycetes; Glomerales; Glomeraceae.
CUUUAGCGCAUUCUAUUCAAAAAAAUCAUAACGUAAUCGAAAAGAAAUUUAAUGUAAAAAUUUUUGACCGGGAACCAAACCCACAAGAUCGGUGGCAAGGUUAUCAUAUUACAUUAAAUUGCACGGGAGUAAGAUCUUUAAUUAAAUGUAUUCCGGAAUCAAUUGCCACAAGACUUCAUGAAGUUAUACCGGAUUCAAUUAGCGAUGGAAUUGAAAAUCAUGUUAUGACAAUUCAUGAUCAUAUAGGAAAUGUUUUACUUAAAUCUCCAGAAUAUCAAUUUCAGAAUGUUUAUGAAUUUAGUAAAUUAAACAAUAAAUUUGCAUUUAUUGUAAGUUAUAGGGAUAGAUUAAGAGAUUUAUUAUUAGAAGGUAUUGACGUGCAAUGGGGUAAGAAAUGUGUCGGAUAUCAUGAAAAUGAGGAAGGAGUUUGGGCUAUCUUUGAAGAUGGUACGAGAGUGCGAGGAGAUUUCUUGGUAGGCGCGGACGGAAUACAUUCUACAAUUCGAAAACAGAAAAUUCCUGAAUUGAAAAUAAAUAAUUUGGGAAUAACUCAAUGUUUAGUAGAUGUCGCUCCAAAUAAAGAACUAUUCGAUCGAAUGUUAUCAAUCACCGGAAAUGGUCUUAUACAAUCAUCGAUGGGUCCAAAAGGAGAUUGUAUAUUCUUGUUUUUUCGUUUAAUUCCCAUAUAUUCGUCUAAUGCGAUUGAUGAAUCAACGCGUUAUAGAGUAACAUUUUCUUAUUCGUACCCUUCUGAACAACAUGAAAAAGAUGAUAAUUGGACUUACAAGGAUGACGAACUUCCAACGAGCAAAUUCCCUGAUGAUGAAAAUCCUAAAGUGGUUUUUAAUGACAUCAAGAAAAGAAUUAAAGAAAAUAGACCUCAAGGUGGAGAAUUGACUGACGUAUUUCUAGAAAUCUGGGAACUGGUUAAAUUAAGGUUCGAAAAUGAUUAUGAAAAAUAUCCUUUUAAAACCCUUUAUCCUUUGAGAAGAAGACCAUUAAGAGAUAUCGAUCCUGAAACCGUUGAUCAAUGGAAAACUACGAGAGUUACUUUUUUAGGAGAUGCUGUUCACGCUAUGAAUCCUUGGGUUGGAAUAG